AUGGAGGACGCCGCAGCCACGGUGGCGGACCACGCCUUCUUCCAAUAUGAGCGCACACUGCAGCGCGAGUCAAACCCCGAGCUCAUAAUCACCCUUCCACCGGCGCAAUCCACCCCUGCCCUGCCGCCAGCUGGCACACCGCCACCUGCACCCGCAGGGAACACUGCAGCAGACGGGGCUGAGCAGCCCAAUGACGCAAUUAGUCAGCAGGGUGGAGACAAGGGGAAUGUGGAGCAGAAGGAGAAUGGAGCAUUGGCGGGACAUGAGGCCGGGGAUGGCCUGCGUACUGUUGUACUGCGUGUGGAGUAUGAGCUAAAUGACCCUGGCUCUGGGCUGCUCUUCUGGGGCGCCUACGUGCACACCAACAACCAGGUGCGGCGUGCGAGGGCGUGGUUGCCCUGUGUGGAUACCCCCAACGGAGCGUGCCCCUUUGACAUGCGCGUCACCGUUGGGGCGCAUGAGACGGCGGUGGCGUCGGGGGAGCUAACAAAACAGACGUGGGCGAGCCAGAACCGGCGCACCUUCCACUUCGCCAUCAGGCACCCCACGCCUCCCCGGCACCUGGCACUGGCCGUGGGGCCUUUCGCGGUGCUGCCCGGGCAGACCAGGGCAGGGGCGGGCAGCCCGCAGCAGGAGGAGGCAGGGCAGCCCACAGCAGCGCCAACUGUCAUCACCCAUUUUGCGCCGGAGAAGCUGCGGCUUCAGCUGGAGCACGCCACCAAAAUAUUCCCGCUGGCGUUCAACCUCUUUGAGGACUUUCUGGGCGCCCAAUUUCCCCUGCGAUCCUGCCAUCAGGUGUUUGUGCCUGGGGAGGGCUGUAGCGAGGAGGUCAUGGCAAGUGCUGGCAUGUGCAUCGCCUCCGCAGACCUGCUCUUCUCAGAGAGCACCGUCGAGCAGGCGGUAGAGUCCUGGCUGGUGCUGGUGCGCGCGCUGGCGAGGCAGUGGUUUGGGGUGUGGAUCCGCCCCAAGAUCCCAGCGGACGAGUGGCUGCUGGAGGGCCUGGCUGGCUUCCUGGAAAAUCUCUUCCUUGCCAAGUAUCUCGGCCGCAACGAGCUGCUCUACCGGCGGCACAAGGAGAGGGAGGCGAUCUUCCUGGCGGACGACGGCAACGCGCCGCCGCUGUAUGUCAAGGGCCCCCCCGGGUUCCCCUGGGGCGCGCUGCAUGCAACUGAGAGCCUCGGCCCCGGCGCUGCGCUGCGGCGCUGGAAGGCAUCGGCGGUGAUCCAGAUGUUGGAGCAGCGAGCGGGGGAGGACAAUUUUAAGCGCCUGCUCAGCCGAAUUGUCAGGGCCUCCUGCCAGCCUGCCACUGCCCAGGGUGCCAAUCCACGGCUACUGGGCACGCACGAGUUCCUGAACCAGAUAGUCAAGGCGGGCGGCAAAGAGAGCAAGCACGAGAUCUCGGCCUUCCACCAGCGCUGGAUCAUCGGCCGCGGCUGCCCGCUGCUCACAGCCGCCGUCGUCUUCCACAGGAAGCGGAGCACGCUGGAACUUGCCAUCAGGCAGACAGGGCCGCAGGCAGCCAGGGCUGCCGCCGAGAAGGUGGCUGCCAAAGAAGGCUCCUCUGCUGGCUUUAUUAAGGUGUUGGUGAGGGAGACAGAGGCACCGGUGGAGCAUCCAGUCAACCUUGGCACAGCAGCGCUGAGGCUGGUGGAGCUGAAGGUGACCAGCAAGCCCGCCAAGCCCAAGCCCGGCAAGCCCGGGCGUAAGAAGAAGCUCCAAGUUGUCCAUGAAGACCUGGACGAUGACGGCGAUGCAACCAUGGCCGACGCGCCCGACGUCGCAGGCGAGGCGAGCCGGCUGCCAGUGGAGUGGGUGCGACUGGACCCGCACGGCGAGUCACUAGCCGCCGUGCGCCUGGCGCAACCGGAGGUGAUGGCGUCCGCGCAGCUGGAGCGCUCCAAGGAUGUGGCCGCGCAGUCAGCGGCCAUUGCCCAGCUGGCAGCGCUGCGGCCGACCUCCUACGGCGUCGUCAACGCGCUGCGCGCAUGCAUGCAGCACGCCGCCACCUAUUGCCGGAUCCGCGUGGAGGCCGCCCUUGCGCUGGGAGCCACGGCGGGGCCCUCCACAGCCUGGAGCGGCCUUGAGCACCUGCUCAAGUACUACCGCACGCGCAUCUUUGACUCUGAUAUCGGCCUGCCACGCCCCUGGCAGUUCACAGACCUCUCACAACACUACGUGGACCAGGCGCUGCCGCACGCGAUAGCAGCGGUGAGGGACGCGGCCGGGCACAGCUUCCCGGAAGCUGCCGAGGCGCUGCUGGAGCACCUGGACCACGCGGACAAUUCAGGCAACGCCUACAGCGAUGACAACGCCCUCGCAGCCCUGCUCGACGCCCUCGGCAGCCUGCACCUGCAAUCCCCCGAUGCCAUGGCGGGCAUUUUGGAUCGGCUGGAGCGCUAUCUGCAGCGAGAGGCGGUCAUGCCGUCCUUCCACAGCAUAGUCGGCUGCACAGCGCUCACCUCCCUCACUAGCCUGGCCGUCAGCAUGCGCAGCCCCCCCAAACAGAAGGCCAGGCUGAGGCUCUUCUUGCAGCGAUACAGCCGGCCAGAUGCGCCGCACCAUCUGCGGCUGACGGCUGCGCAGUGCUCUGUGCGGAUCGCGGCCUGCACUGACGGCGCCGAUGGCGCGGUGCAGGCUGCUCUGGCGGCCCUGGCUGCCGAGAAAUCCCCUGCUCUCAGGGGAGCAAUUUUGGAGUCGUUGCUGGGGCUACUGCACAGGCCGGCGGCGGCUGCAGCCAGAUCAGGCGGCCCUGCAAAGUCCGGCACAGCUGCAAAGACAAAGAUCGUUUCGAUGGCUGUGCUGGCUCAGCUGCAUGCGCUGCUGUCUGCGCACGGCGAUGUCGGCCUGCGCCACCUGGCAUUCAUGGCGUUGAUGCGCCUCGGCGGGCUGGCGCCCACACUCUUCCGAGAAGAGGAAAAAUUCGCCGUCGCCGGGCCGGCGAUGAGCAUGGAGGUGGGCACGCAAAGGGUCAUGCCGACGGCCUCCGGCCCGGCCAUCUCAUUCGACAGCGGCGGCCGCCGGCCGCCUGUGCUGAAGCUGCGCUCCAGCUUCCUCGCGCCCACCCCGGAGACCGCCAAGCGCGGCGCAUCAGAGUUCUCUGGCGAGGGGAGCAGAGAGAGAACCCAGCAGCAGCCCACAAGGAGCAGUGCGCGACAGCGCAGUGAGCAGCCAAUUGUGGACUUGACAGAAGUCUCAAACCGGACUGCCACUGGCGCGCCUUCGGCCACGGCUGGGGCAGCACCAGCCGCGGCAGCUGCCAGUGAUCAAGAAGCCGUCUCGCCGGCGGUCACGCCGCAGGCGGCGUCCAAGCCGCUGAAGGUGAAGUUCUCCUUUGGAACCAGCUCGCGGCUCGCGCGGCCCCCUGCCGCCGAGCCAGCAGCGGCCGCCCCGGUGCCGCCGCCAGCUGACAACGGCUCCGGCAAGCGCAAGCUGGACGGCGCAGCCAGCGGCGAUGGCGCCGGCGCAGGUUCUCCUUUGGAACCUGCGCCGGCCAAGCGGCAGAAGAGGAAAGAAGCGGCGCUGGCGGAUCUCGCCGCGGCCGCACCCGCUGCGCGCAUGCAACCCGCACCGCGAGCCGCGACGCCUCCGGCCGAGCGCCGGGACGUCCUUGCCGCCUUUGCUCCCGAGCGACCGAUCGCCCGGCUGCCGUCGCCGUUUGCCGGGCCUGCCGUGCAGCAGCCGCCGCAGCCGCUGCCGCAGCCAAAGAAGACGAGCAAGGCGGCGAAGAAGGGCCGCACGACGCCGCCGGCGGUGGACAGCGCAGCCCGCGACGCGAUGCUGCGGGAUGUGAUGGAGAUUGCCCGCCGCUCUCCCACGCCACCGGCGCUGCAGCGGCCUCGGCAGACGACGCCACAGCCGCAGUCGCAGCGCCAGCCAACUCCACAGCGACAGCCGACGCCGCAGCCGGCACCACAGGGCCAGCCAGCUCCGCAGCGGCAGCCGACGCCGGUGCCGAUGCCGGCAGAGGGCGCGGCGCAGGCCGUCAGCCGGCAGCCGACCCCGCCGGUGUCCCGGAAGACGCCAGACGCUGCGCCGAAGCAGAGAGCUCAGGCGCAGCCGAGCAAGCGUGAGAAGCUUGCGGCUGCGCCAAGGCAGCCUGUGCAGCAGCCGGCCAGUGCUGCGACCCCUGUGCACGCUCCAGCAGAUCCUGCCAUAAAGCCAAAGUUUAAAUUCAAAUUCAGCGGAACGGCUGCGGCGCUGCCGGCCCAGCCGCCGCCUGCCAUGCCACCGCAGCAGCAGCGGCCCAGCGUUGCUCAAAGAGAUAGCAGCGGACAUCAGUCUUUCAAGGCUGCGUCGGCUCCUGCUGCUGAGGGCCCGCCCAAAGCAAAGAUAGGCCUGAAGGUCAAGUGGUCCGGCUUGAAGGCGGCGGCUGGGCCAGAGCCUGCAAAGGGCGCUCCUGGUCAUACAGCUGGCGCUGCCUCAGCUCCCACUGCAGUGCAAGGGAGAGGGACCGGCAAGCGAGACACUGAGGAGAAGAAACAGAGAAAGAAGCAAGCGCGACUGCUGAAAGAGAAGCGCAGUCUCGGCCUAUGA
Coccomyxa subellipsoidea C-169 is the source of this 4533-nucleotide messenger RNA. RefSeq lists its product as hypothetical. The record is from RefSeq and is a predicted model, not a curated record. NCBI's taxonomy places the organism in Eukaryota, Viridiplantae, Chlorophyta, Trebouxiophyceae, Coccomyxaceae. Gene Ontology annotation, biological process: transcription initiation at RNA polymerase II promoter. The transcript is spliced from 21 exons. The coding region runs from base 1 to 4533 and encodes 1510 amino acids. Gene Ontology annotation, cellular component: transcription factor TFIID complex. Gene Ontology annotation, molecular function: RNA polymerase II general transcription initiation factor activity; chromatin binding; zinc ion binding.